Messenger RNA from Oreochromis niloticus (Nile tilapia), 2767 nucleotides. RefSeq lists its product as uncharacterized. The record is from RefSeq and is a predicted model, not a curated record. Gene Ontology annotation, molecular function: 2,4-dienoyl-CoA reductase (NADPH) activity. Lineage: Eukaryota; Metazoa; Chordata; Actinopteri; Cichliformes; Cichlidae. Gene Ontology annotation, biological process: fatty acid beta-oxidation. Gene Ontology annotation, cellular component: mitochondrion. The transcript is spliced from 8 exons. Bases 681 to 1517 code for a protein of 278 amino acids.
UGGCAAGUAAUCAGCUGUUUUGGCGACUCCGGCCGCACGACAAUCCGCUCGAUUAUCUGGGUAACGUAAACAUUGUCACGUGGCACGGGAUUUCCAGUUUAUACAGGGUGUGUUUGGGACCUGUGUCUGGAUGUGCCGUAAGUUUCAGCCACGAGAUGGCAGCAUUUCACCUGCUGCGGCAGCCUCACCUCUGCAUGAACCGCUGACACGGCACACAGACACAAACACACGUCUUCCUGUCUUUGUGAGGACGUUUACUGACAUGAUCACAGGUGAGCAGCUAGUUUAAACUCUUUAGCAGAGUUUUUCUGGUGCGAUGGGAACAUAUCCAUACAUCAUAAAAAUAAAUUCUAAAAGCAUUUGUUCUGUGGUUGUUUUUAGGACGGUUUUAAUGUGUUUCUAGAUAUGAGCAGCAUAUCUAGUUCUGAGCAAUAGAUUUGUGAGAAAAGUAUUAAUGUUGUAUUGUACUAACGAAAUAUAAUUCCUGAAAAUAUACCACAGGUUCAUCACCCAAAGUGACAAGAGGCCACAGAAUGUCCCAAUCAAGGCUGUAAAUUCUCUGUCAAAAUCUGCCGUGCGAGGAUAUACACACACACGGAGACAGAGUAUGGGCGUGGCUUCAGUGACCCCGUGGAGAAGGGCGGACCCGGGAUCCUUUAAAGCAUCCCGGUCGGGCCAGGAUGCUCUGCACAAGCCAGCAGCUUCACUUCGCAUCGAGAGAGUCAGCCUCCACCCUCCAUCCUCCACCCUUCAUCCUCCAGCAGGUCUGUGCAGCUACUAUCGGCAUGUCGAACUCGGACAGGGUUGUGUUAGCUCUAGGAGGAGCGGGAAAAGUGGGCUCCGGGAUCGUUAAAGGACUGCUGGAUAAAGGUUUUAAAGUUGCAGUGAUCUCCAGGGACAGCAGCCGCCUGGAGAAACUCCGAUCGUUUGUCUCUCCCAACACAAAGGAUAACCUAACCACUAUAGUGGGAAAUGUGGGCUCAGAGGAGGAAGCCGAGCAGGCGAAGCAGGCCCUGCUGAAGGAGGUGGGGAAAGUCACCGACAUAGUUUCCUCUCUGGGCUUCAGCUGGUGGCAGGGAGGACCCCCACACACCCAGUCCCUCAAAGAUCUACACUGGGUAAUUGAGACGUUGCUUUUCAGCACAUUUGUGUCAUGGAAGGCCUUCUACCCCUUGGUGAGGGACGACUCCAACUGUACCUAUACGUUCAUCACAGGAGGAGCAGGAGAGAAGCUGCUGAUGCCUGGUACAGGCUUCCUCACAGUGGGCGCUGCCAGCACCCUGGCUUUCUGCCAGGUACUCCGCGAGGAGUACCCCGAGGUGCCCUGCAAACUCAACCAGGUGAAGAUUAACACAGGUGUAGCCACUCCUGAUCACAUGGCCCCCGGCUUCCUCAAUCAUCUGGACCUGGGUGAGGCUGUUGCCGCCCUCAUCGAAAGACGAAACACCUCCCACACCGUUUUCACCAUCAACUGCCCUGCAGACUUAAAGAGCGUCCUUCUGGAGAGGAACCUUUAGACUCCAAAAAAAAGACCCCACCUUCCUCCAGCAUCUCCUGGACAGGAUCGCACUGCUUCUUCUCCUGCGCACUCCAGAAAUAAUCUCCUUUGAUUUCCUGUCAUGCAACUCUGAAACCCAUCCAUGCUAGGCGUUGCAUAUUUUCCUUCCAGUUCUCACAUUGUUAGCAAGUUUUCUCUCAGCAUGUGCUUUUUAUGGGAUAUGUAAGAAAACCAACACCUUCUCCCUAUUAUCUGUUUCUGUGCGUUGUUACAUAGUCUGUUCUGCCAGCCGCGUCAACAGAAGACGUGAUACACAGCUCCUUUUUGGUAUAAGUGUCAUCUUAAGGCCAAAAAAUCAGACAGAGCACAUUGAUAAUGACUGUAGCCAAGUUAGCCAAGAUCCCAACAACUGGUCCAAAAUGUAAAUGUAUCUACAGGCCUAGACUGUACUCAGUGGAAGUUUUGACCACUACGAGUUCAACGGAAUAAUUUUUUAAUAAGCUAGUUCUGCAGCAGCAUGCACUCAGACAAGUGGCUGUUACUACCAACAAAACACCAAUGUCCAAACAUAGCGCUUAGGGAACAGACGCAAACAUGCAAAUAGCGCAAGACAAAAAUCUUCUUUGUCUUCAAUGAGGUCGCUGGGCCUCAAAGAAGCACUAAAUGUAACUGUGUUUCCAUGGCAACACCAUGAGGCCCGGUACAGUUAAAAAGCUGAAGAGAACAAACUGUCACACUUCAGCCGUGCAUGUAUCUGGACAGACUUUAGGAGUUCAGUAUGCUUGAAAUUUAUCAACCAUGACUAAAGAGAACGUGUUGCUACACGAUGGAGUUAAAAAGUUUGCCAUUGCUGCAUCCACUUUCUCCCUCCCCUCUUGCUUCUCUGAGAGCUUCAGUGUUUCCCGGCGGUGUAAUCGCACUUAACUCUGUGAAGUAUCCUGAUUUGUUUUAAAAGAGAGAGACAAACCUACAUCCCACAUCUUUUUGCCAACUUUCUAAAUCAUUUCAGAAGCUUUUAGAUCAUCCAGGAGACACUUUGUUUGCAGCGUGCUUUAAGUGAGCAAGUUCAUACAACAUGUCAGACUGCUGGUUUUGGAAAGCUCAGAUACAGUCAGAUGAUCCAGCCAUCGAAGUAUAGCAGCUAAACUGGAUGAAGAUUGCGACAUUUGCCUGGUUACAGAUUCAGCAGCUUGAGCCAUUUUAGCCUCUUUGUAGCGCUUAUGCAAAAAAAAAGUUUUACAAACACAAAUAAACAAGAUAUAGACAAUA